Molecule: messenger RNA, 2798 nt
Organism: Malus domestica (apple)
Lineage: Eukaryota; Viridiplantae; Streptophyta; Magnoliopsida; Rosales; Rosaceae
Product: protein EMBRYO SAC DEVELOPMENT ARREST 30-like
Cellular component (GO): chloroplast; cytoplasm
Source: RefSeq, a predicted model, not a curated record
UUGAAAAAAACAUAAGAGUACGAAUCCGAGGGAGUACACACACACACACUGACACCAACGACAAAACACAAAGUUCCUUCCUUUCUUCCAAACUUCCAGUUCCAUUUUUUAAAAUCUACAAAUUUGCAGCACAGAAUCUAAAACCCAUUUCCCUUUCCGAUUAUCUUCCAUAAAGCUUCACUCCACGCCACCAGAUUCGUUGAUACCCCUCCGUCUGCUUUCUGUUUGUUUCCCGAGAAAAAAUUUCCAUGUUCAAUUUUUUAUUGUUCAGAUUUGAAUUGACUAAUCGCCCCUGCUUCCGAGUAGGAAAAUCAUCGAGUUGAAAUUGGAUAUGGAAAUGUGAUGUUUGAUUGGGGAAAGUGGAAUUCUUGUUGCGUGCUUGAUGAGCCAAGAUGAUAUUCAAAUCUAAGAUAAAAUGGGUUGCUGUCUUUGUCCUCGUUUUAUCUUUUGCAUCAUUACUUCGGCAUCUCUCUAUAGCACGAUUUUCGACUGUCGAUUUAGUCCAGUAUAGCGCAUUGACCGCAUUCCAUAACGAUUUCAAUUCUAUCUCUGGGAGGCAGAGUGUUCCUAAUAAGAAGCUAUGGGGGCCUGUGAAGCCCCUGCAGUCUUUGCAGCCUUAUGCCAACCCCCGAAGCAACUAUCCUGUCCCAAAUGACCAGAGCAAUGGCUUCAUUUACGCAAAAAUAUUUGGUGGAUUUGAAAAGAUAAGAUCUACGAUCUGUGAUCUGGUCACCAUAUCCAGGCUUCUAAAUGCUACUCUUGUCAUUCCAGACAUUCAAGAAAGUACUCGCUCAAAAGGCAUCAGCUCUCGUUUCAAGAGUUUUACAUAUCUCUACGAUGAGGUGCACUUUAUAGCAUCUUUAAAAAAUGACAUAGUCAUUGUGAAGAGUCUGCCAGAUAAUCUGAAGGCAGCAAGGAAAAGAAAUGAAUUCCCUUCUUUUAGACCCAAGAAGUCAGCUUCUCCAAAUUUUUAUAUCAAAGAAGUCCUACCAAAGUUGAGGAAAACCAAGGUUAUUGGCUUGGUCAUUGCUGAUGGUGGAUGUCUGCAGUCAAUCCUUCCACCAAACAUGGCCGAGUUUCAAAGACUUAGAUGCAGGGUCGCCUUCCAUGCACUUCAAUUCAGGCCAGAAAUCCAAGUGCUUGGACACAAGAUGGUGGAGAGGUUACGUGCAUGGGGUCAACCUUUCCUAGCGUAUCAUCCUGGUUUGGUGAGAGAAACCUUGGCAUAUCAUGGCUGUGCUGAACUUUUUCAGGAUGUUCACACUGAACUCAUACAAUAUCGAAGGAAACAAAUGAUUAAAAAGGGCAUUGUUCAUGAGGAACUAAGCAUAGAUUCACAUUUGCGUAGAGAAAAUGGCUCAUGCCCGCUGAUGCCUGAAGAGGUUGGAAUUCUUCUUCGUUCAAUGGGGUAUCCUCCUAAAACAAUUAUAUAUCUGGCUGGUUCUGAAACAUUUGGGGGUCAACGUGUUCUGGUCCCUUUGCGUGCUAUGUUUCCCAACUUAGUGGAUCGCACUUCCUUGUGCAGCAAUAAAGAAUUGUCUGAUAUACUUGGACCUGAAACACCCCUUCCGCAAAAUCCAUUUCAACGACUGCCAGCAAAAAGCAAGGAACAACUUAAAGAAAAAUGGAAGAAGGCCGGUCCUAGGCCUCGGCCUCUUCCUCCACCUCCUGGUAGACCUAUCUAUCAACAUGAAAAAGAAGGCUGGUAUGGUUGGAUUACUGAGUCUGACACGGAACCAGACCUUUCUGCUUUGGAUCUGAGGAUGCAAGCACAUAGACUAAUUUGGGAUGCUCUUGAUUAUAUUGUCUCUGUGGAAGCAGACACAUUCUUUCCUGGUUUUAACAAUGAUGGCAGUGGAUGGCCAGAUUUUUCAAGCUUGGUCAUGGGACACCGUGUGUAUGAGGUUGCUUCUUCUAGAACAUACCGACCAGACAGGAAAGUUGCAGCAGAACUUUUCAACAUGACCAGGGACAAUGUCUACCAUCCCAAGCAUAAUUGGACAGUCUCAGUGCAGGAACAUCUUAAGAAAAGCUUAAGUGAGGAAGGCCUAAUAAGGCAAUCCGUUUUGUCGAAGCCAGCAUUAUUCAUUUCACACCCACUUCCCGAAUGCUCAUGUAGAAUAUCUUCUGCCAAUGCUCCAGUUCAUGUAAAAGGUAAUGAUGGCCGAACUAUAUAUGGAGGUGAAGAAGAGUGCCCGAAGUGGAUGAAGCAUGGUGACGAAGUUCCUUUGGAUUCAGCUGGGGAAGAGGGUAAGGUGGAGGACAAUGAAUUGUCAGAGUACGGAAGUACUCUGGAUGAACAACCAGAAUCAAAUGACAGCGACAGAACUAAUGCUACUCUUGUCUCUGAGCAGGAUGAGGAAAUGGACCCGAAUGACUAAAGUUGGAUCUACAUGCGAUACAGUUCCUAUCUUUUACUCUAAUGCAGCCUUCCGCUUCCAUCGUCUUCCACUGAAAUGGAAAGUUUUGGAGGUAGAGAUGACAAUAACGGUUUGAUUCAUGGUUCCAGCUUUGCCAUUUUGAGAGAUAUAGGUAUUCAAACAUAUUCUUUGGGUAAAUUCUUUGAUUUUCUAUAGUAAACGGGAGAGUUAUUUGUUUACCUUCACACAAGUUGAGGAUCGGGAAAUAUUAUCGAUGCGCUUGGGGUAAAGCCAAUCAGAGUUUGUACACCGCCUACCGGUAUUGAAGGUUUUUAUUCAUAGAAAAAGUGUUACUUGUUAGAUAAGCCACAUGUGUAAUUUUCUUGUAAACAACAAAUGACGAGUACAUGAAAUGGUUCAUUGCGAUCUCUUGUUAAA